Messenger RNA from Eremothecium sinecaudum, 885 nucleotides. It is a transcript of the gene EMC2, whose product is annotated as Emc2p. Gene Ontology annotation, biological process: protein folding in endoplasmic reticulum. NCBI's taxonomy places the organism in Eukaryota, Fungi, Ascomycota, Saccharomycetes, Saccharomycetales, Saccharomycetaceae. Gene Ontology annotation, cellular component: EMC complex. Gene Ontology annotation, molecular function: protein binding. The record is from RefSeq and is a predicted model, not a curated record. The coding region runs from base 1 to 885 and encodes 294 amino acids. The transcript has a single exon.
AUGGAUCAUAUUAGGGCGCGUUUCUUGGCAUUGUGCAUUACCCACCAAUAUGUGACUCUUCCAGCUGAUGAAACAGUGCAAUUACACAAGGAACUGGAUAACUAUCUAAAAUUAGGAGAUCCAAAGUUGUCUGAGGUCGACUUUAUGUCGCUUUGUGAGAUGUUAUUCUACUUAAAGGUUUUGGUUAAUGAUGAUAUCGAAGCAGAAGUUGUAUAUCGACGCAUAUCAGACCGUCUUGGUGAGAAUUCACCUAAGAUGCACGUCAUGAAGGCGACGUUAUUACAGAUUACAGAGGGAGAUUUGAAAGCGGUUACAUAUUUGAAGCGCCUGCGGGACGAGGUGCUGGAGUUCGACACUGACUCUGCGGACUACCUUUUUAUAGAGAAAAAGAUCCUCGCAAUAGAGCGUGCUACAUUAUCUCAAGAAGUUUAUAUUGGAAAGAUGUUGUCUCUGUUAGAAAAGUUCCCUCUGGAUGGCGAACUAUGGUGGGCUCUUGCGAGCGAGUACAGCUCUAUAGGCCAAUUCGAUAAGGCAGCUUACUGUUUAGAAGAGGUAAUAGUGAUAGCACCCUUCGCAUACAAUGUAUUUGCUAAGCUGGGUGAAGUUCUGUACUAUAGCGCCACUUGCGGCAAAAAGUUGAAUAAAGUCGUUCUACAAGAGGCCCUAGAUAAUUGCCUACGUGCUGUAGAACUUUCAGAGACAUGUCUAAAGGCCUGGUCAUUUAUUGCUGUAAUUAGCGACAAACUUAAGAAGCGUGAACUUUCCGAUCUAAGCUGUCGUAAAUUGAAGGAGAUAGAGUUGACAGGUAAUCCCCAGGAUAUUGAAACGGCGAGGUUUAUUCUAGAUUCUCUCCGUGGUACUGUUGGGAAGAAGAGUGUUGUUUAG